GCGUCAUGUGACCGAGCGGCAGAACGCGGAAGAGGAAGCGAAAGCAUUUACCGCCACCAUAAACAUGACAAGCCAAAUCUAGAAAGUAAGUCGACUGUUUAAAUCGCCGGUUUUAAGUUAAAUUAGAGAGCAGAAACUCGACGGAAAUCGCUUUGUGUCGGACCUUUGACCCGGACGCGGCAGCUAUGGCAGUAAAUGUGCUGUCAUUCCUCCUGCUGAUGUGGUUUUGCUCUCAGGUCGACGGACAGGAGGCGAUUCUGCACGUGUCUAAUGGAUCUACAGUCAGAGAAUACUGUCUGCUGUACAACUCAACCUGGAGCAACGUCUCAGACAGCCUGAGUACAGCUGUGGCCUAUCCGCUGCUGAACCUGACCUCCAGUCAGCUGUGUGUGAGGGGUCAGCAGGACUCUCUGAAGGGUCAGGCUGUGGUGGUGAUGAGGGGCGGCUGUGAUUUCGGUCAGAAGGCUCUGGUCGCUCAGGAUUUGGGUGCAUCUGUACUUCUGAUCGCCAGCAUUAAAAAUAUGCUGACGCCAUCUGUAAACAACUCUGUGUUCAGUAAGAUGAAGAUUCCUCUGGCCCUCGUGAGACACCGGGACGUCCUGGACGCGCUGCAGGUGUUUCCUCAGGGGAUGGAGGUGAGGUUAUACGCUCCUCCUGUUCCUCCGUUUGACGCCAGCAUCAUCGUCAUGCUGAUGCUCGCCGUGUUUACGGUGACGAUGGGUGGAUUCUGGAGCGGCGCGGCUGAGAAACUGAAGCAGACCUCGGGUCCGGUGUGUGACGCGGCUGAGGGACGCUCUGACAGCAGCGAGCUCUCGCUCUACUCUCCGCUGAAGGUGCUGCUGUUCGUGGCCAUGAUGUGUGUGAUGCUGGUGCUCAUGUACUUCUUCUACCGCUGGCUGGUUUAUGUGAUUAUCGUCAUAUUCUGCCUGGCGUCAGCGUCGGCGCUCUAUAACUGCCUGGAUUCACUGAUGACUGCACUGGGCUGCAGC
Molecule: messenger RNA, 989 nt
Organism: Sinocyclocheilus rhinocerous
Lineage: Eukaryota; Metazoa; Chordata; Actinopteri; Cypriniformes; Cyprinidae
Product: signal peptide peptidase-like 2A
Exons: 6
Biological process (GO): membrane protein proteolysis
Cellular component (GO): cytoplasmic side of endoplasmic reticulum membrane; lumenal side of endoplasmic reticulum membrane; Golgi-associated vesicle membrane
Molecular function (GO): aspartic endopeptidase activity, intramembrane cleaving
Source: RefSeq, a predicted model, not a curated record